Molecule: messenger RNA, 1708 nt
Organism: Odobenus rosmarus divergens (Pacific walrus)
Lineage: Eukaryota; Metazoa; Chordata; Mammalia; Carnivora; Odobenidae
Gene: TFAM
Product: transcription factor A, mitochondrial
Exons: 7
Coding region: 326-1066 (246 amino acids)
Molecular function (GO): transcription cis-regulatory region binding
Source: RefSeq, a predicted model, not a curated record
GCGGCUCAGCUGCGCCCCCUUGAGGCCAGGACCCUCCGCAGGAGAGCCGGGUUGCAGUUUCCCUUCUCCGCCCCCGAGCUCCUCCUCCUUUGCAGCCCCUCCCACCAGGGAAGCCACUACAGCGCCUGCGUCAAUUCUGCCUUGCCCCGCCCCCUACUACCAACCGGAUGCUGGCGGAUUUCCCAUGGUGCCUCGCGAGUGGCGGGCAUGAGAGUAAACUGCAGAGGGUCGGCAGCGGGUUCUACUAGUCAUUGUUGGAGUUGUUCUGUUGUGCCGCAGGCCUCUACGAGAUUGGCGCCCCGUCGCUAUCUUGUAGGCUGGUGCAAUGGCGCUUUUCCGGGGCGUGUGGAGCGUGCUGAGUGCCCUGGGAAAGUCCGGAGCGGACCUGUGCGCGGGCUGUGGAAGUCGACUGCGCUCUCCUUUCAGUUUUGCGUACGUACCGAGAUGUUUUUCAUCCGCCGCGAAUAGUUACCCAAAGAAGCCUCUGACUUCAUACGUUCGAUUUUCUAAAGAACAGCUACCCUUAUUUAAAGCUCAGAACCCAGAUGCGAAAAAUUCAGAACUAAUUAGAAAAAUCGCCCAACUAUGGAGGGAACUUCCUGAUUCAGAGAAAAAAAUAUAUGAAGAUGCUUACAGGGCAGACUGGCAGGCAUACAAAGAAGAGAUAAACAGAAUUCAAGAACAGUUAACUCCAAGUCAGAUCGUAUCUUUGGAAAAAGAAAUCCUGCAAAAACGUUUAAAAAAGAAAGCAUUAAUAAAAAAAAGAGAGUUAACAAUGCUUGGAAAACCGAAAAGACCUCGCUCAGCUUAUAACAUUUUUAUAGCUGAAAGGUUCCAGGAAACUAAGGAUGGUACAUCACAGGUAAAGCUGAAGACUAUAAAUGAAAACUGGAAAAAUCUCUCUAGUUCUCAAAAGCAGGUAUAUAUUCAACUUGCUAAUGAUGAUAAAAUUCGUUAUUAUAAUGAAAUGAAAUCUUGGGAAGAACAAAUGAUGGAAGUUGGACGAAAUGAUCUUCUACGUCGCACAGUAAAGCACCACGGAAAAGAUGACACUGAGGAGUAUUAAAAUAGAAGAUUGAGUUAUGUUCGUAAUGGAUAGACACAAGAAACCAAUUAGGUCUCAAUACCUGAAGCUAUUGAAAACUAGAAAGGAUAAAGUUCGUGAACAUUUUAUAUUUAAUUCCUUUUUCUUUAGCCCAUGGACUUCUGCCAGUUCAAUACAUUUUGUAUUAGUAUCUUACUUUGGGAAACCCAAACAGAUAAAAAGUUCAUGUGAAAUUUAUUUUGUGUUAAGGAACUACUGAGGAUCAAAAUAAUCCGUGAAAUGCAGCAGUGAAUCAUUUUACCUUUGAUAAAGGUAAAUCAGACUGUGAAGUUUUUUUAUACUUGAUGACUGGAAAGAGUAUUCUUGUUUCCUUAUAUGUAUAUAUGUAUAUGGAGGCAGGAGUUUCAUAUUCAAAACUGUCCCAAAUUGUAGAAGUCAUAGUGUUCUAUGAUAUAAUUGUACAUUUUAGAAGAGCACCCAUAACUCAUCUAGGUAAAUUCUAAUCCCUAGGUAUAAUUCAUAUAUUCAGAGUUGAUGGUUGUACAUGCAAGGAAUUGCUGAUUUCAGUUGCAGUUUUUAUAAAAGGGAUGGAGAGAUUUAUAAACCUUUUACUUGCCUUUUUCCCAAAGUAAAAACCAAGAAAUUAUGUACCAAAUCUAUGCA